This is a messenger RNA of Monopterus albus (swamp eel), 3737 nucleotides long. RefSeq names its product circadian associated repressor of transcription a (gene ciarta). Gene Ontology annotation, cellular component: nucleus. Lineage: Eukaryota; Metazoa; Chordata; Actinopteri; Synbranchiformes; Synbranchidae. Gene Ontology annotation, molecular function: RNA polymerase II cis-regulatory region sequence-specific DNA binding. Bases 325 to 1353 code for a protein of 342 amino acids. The transcript has 6 exons. The record is from RefSeq and is a predicted model, not a curated record. Gene Ontology annotation, biological process: negative regulation of DNA-templated transcription; circadian regulation of gene expression.
AAAGAGCGAACCUCUCUUCAGCCAAUCGGAGCUCAGUGCCACUUCCGCACGUGUAUUGGCAGUUGCGUUCUGUGGGCACUGACAAAGUAAAGGAAACAGGAGCAGAGAUAGAACAGACAAGGAGGGACUGAGCGGGAACUGGCUAACAGCCGCAACCAACGUGCGCACGCAUCACUGCUCACAAAUACAGCCGUCAGCUUUGCUGGAGUUGCUUGUGUAAGACGUGAAAUUGUUCAACUUAUUCAAGAGACGUUAACGUACCUUGUCAAAGUCAUCUUUUUUAUUUUAUUGUUUUUGUGAAUCCAGUUCUGUUCUGGCAAGAAGAUGAAUUCAUUGGGCAGUUCUUCCAAAUGGUCAUCUUACGACUCGCUACCCUCCACCUCCAGCUUUCUCCUGAGUGAGAAUGAGCAGACUGGGGAUGAAGCAGACGUCUUCUCAGAAGGAGAGGGGGACAAUGGAAGAAGAAAGUCUCUUUUAGAUGAUGAAGGAAUCAACCUUUCUGGAAAUUAUCUUCAUUUCCUUGGUCAGUCACAUCAGCUUCAUUCAAGGUCUAAGAGUGAUCAGUCUGAACAGUGCUCUGAUGAAACUAAGCAUCCCAACAUAACCUCUUGUCCUGGAGCUGCUGCAUUAGACUCAUCAUCAGCAACACCAGGGGACCUGGCCUUCGCUCGGAAAUGUGCUGAUUUGCAAAGGUUUAUUGAUCCUUUGCAUGAGCUCCUACAUGGACUAAAGAUGGGGCGAUUUGACAAAGGUUUAACCAGUUUCCAGCAGAGUGUUGCCAUAGACAGAUUGCAGAGGAUUCUUGGAAUUCUACAGAAGCCUGAAUUGGGUGAGAAAUACCUCCAAAAUCUAUUGCAGAUAGAGGUGAUGCUCAAAAUGUGGUUCCCACAGGUGGCAUUACAGUCCACAGAUACGCGACACCAGACCAAUGCUACCAGACUUGCAUCACAACGGCCCCCAAAUCCACUCCACAUGCCAGUUAAGAAGAGAAAGCUGAGCUGGUCAGACAGCGACCUCACUGGCAAAGUCCCAGCCAAGCGUGAGCAUCAUGAACACAGAAAACAUUGUAGGUGCAAGGCUUCAACUUCACUUGACACUGCCUCCACCUGUCUCCCUGGAUCACCUAAAAAACCGAAAACUCCAGAGGAAGAAACAAUAGAACCAGCUGGGGCCAGCACUGGCACUGAGUUUACAGACAGCACUGGCACUUUAAGCAUACCAUCAUAUUUAUGUAGCAAGAGAGAAAAUGACAAUUGGAAGAAGCUUGAGGUUACCCUGCCCUUCCCUUGUGGCAGCCCAGCUAUACAGGACAGCUCAGUGUCCUCAAGUGACAUAAUUUCUACAGCUGACUGACCUUAGCUGACCUCGCUACCAGAUGGAGGUACCACAGCAUGCCAGUCAGACUGAAGGCAGAGGGCAGACCUUAUUACACAAGUAUAUAGCUUGGGGCAGAACCAGGCUAUGGGGACUGUAAGGUACAUCUAGUAAAACCAGUGGAGACGGGUGCAGAGGGUGCUUCUCAUUACCUUGUUUCAUGACUCGUCAGUCCUCUGGUGACCUGUAAAUUAUUCCAGUUUGUUUGAUUCACAAUUUAGUUAAAAUAAUUGGAUCAGUUUUGAUUAAUAAGGAGUCAUACUUUUAUAAUUGAUCAGAAAGAUUUUUCUUUAAAUUUUUUGCCACUACUGUAGUGGCAGUAAUUAUUAAUAUCUGGACAAUAGCAGUGCAUGAUCUGUGCUCCAAGGCAAAUAAACCUUUUUAAUGCCUGCAGACUGACACGUGAUCCAGCUUCCCUGUCAACAUCAGAAACGCGCAUCACCUCAGAUGAUGCUUUGGAGUAAAGGGCACCUCUUUUCUCUGAAAAUGUUUUCUUAAUUUCUCUUUCCUCGCAUCAUUUCUUUGCUUCUCUCCUUGGCAUGGGAGGGAAAUGAGGAAACACCCAAGACAAAUGAGAACCACCCAGAGAGACACUCAUUAACCCUUAACUAUCCAAUGUGGUUUUUGAUUAUUGCACUAUAUUAUAAGGAAUGUUUUCUUUUGUUAUACAUUCACUUUCAUUAAGUUAAAACAUGUUGCAAAUACUUUACACAUGUAAUGCAUUAAAGCAGUAUGUGCUCUCUUUUGUAUUUUUCAUAUUAUAAAAUGUAACGGUUAUAGGAUUUCAUGCCGUUGGUGAAAAAUAGAAAUAGCAGAUAUCACACUUGUGAAAAUGAAUACAUAUGGUUCACAAUUGAAAUAACAGGGAGGUUAGAAUUGUUAUUUGCCAGCUUUAUUUAUUGUAAUGUAUGGUAGAGCAAAGGCAAGGCCAAAGUGUUUCGAACAAAGCCAUUUAGCAUUGUCAUAUCUUAAGCACCUUACUCAUGCCUCCUACUUGUUACUUAUUAACUGAGCACAAAAGAGGUUGUAAAUAAGAGUAGAUGUAGCUGCACGUACGGUAAAACACAUGAAAUAUCACAUCCUGACAAUGAGUGAUGAUAAAUUAUAGACUUGGGUGUUAUUCUGUCAGUUACUUUUAUGCGGCCAGUGAGUGAACUUGUUUUGGGUAGAAACAAUUGAAAAUGUAAUAUUUUAUUUCUCACAUGAUAUAUGAGUAACUUUUUAUAGAAUCUUAAAUAGGUAUAUAUUUGACACUGUGUAAAUUAGCAGUAAUGCAUCUGCACUUUGGAUGGCAAUAAGGACAUUUCUACGCUUAUGUUAAUAUCAACAGUUGUGAUAUUAUUUAUAAAAUUUUGUUUAAGAGGCUCAGUACUUGAAAAUCUUGAUUACAUUUGUAGACAUGUGUUAGACCUGAGAUAAGAGCUUUACGGGCACUUGAGUGAGAGAUUUCAUAGGCAAAAUUGUCAUUGUCAACACCUUAGUGUUCCCACAAAAUGCUCCAAAUUUUAUGAGGACUAAAAGGUCUGUAUCACUGACUUGCUGUUUGAAAAUUUGUAUCACUCAAAGUGCUUUACUAUUAAUUAUGUGACAGAGUAAUAUUGUUGUGGUAUGAUUAACAAAACUAUUCUAAAAAUGUGAAUGUUGAAUGGAAUUUCAUCUCCAGUGUGUUGAUAUACAUAAAGGUAACUACAAAAUUGCCUGAAAUUACUUCAACAAUCAAGCAAAGUGUAUUUAACUAAUGAUGGUAAAAUAGUCUUCUUACCACAUAUGUCAUUGCAAACCAAAAGUGCUGCUGUUUAGAUGUGCCUUAGGAUUUGCCAUUAGUAAUUUUUAUUGGUUUGGGAUUAGGUUAUUUGAAAUGCAAAUUGUAAACUUGUGCUAGAGAACAAUAGUAUAGAGUAGUGUUGAUUUGGUUUAGAAAUGGUAGCAUCCUAUAGUGCAGGUUUUGCUGUGCUGGUUUACUUGUAUGUAAAAAAAUCAGUGAAAUAGGAAAAUACUAAAAGUAGACUAACAUCUUUUUCUCAUUUGUAUGUCUUUAAUUUUUUGUUUCCCUUGUUUUAGACAAUUUCUUUGUCAUUAUUAGUGAUUGAUUGCUAAAUGCACAUAUCUUUAUAUAUUAAAUGAAUGAUUGGGGGGGUCAUCAAAAUGCAGUUUGUUUGCUGGUUUUUAGAAUACACUGGCAGUCUAGGCUGUUUGAAAUAGGUCAGAUUAAUAACAUUUUCCUGUUUUAAUGUUUAAAGUUUUGACUUUCUUCAAUUUGGAGAUGUGUCUAUCAUCCACAGAACCUGAUGGAUAAAAAUGUUUAACUGUCCAAAUACUCUUGGUUGCAACUAUAUCUGUACUGUAGGCUAUGUUUUGAAGAA